Messenger RNA from Branchiostoma floridae (Florida lancelet), 2025 nucleotides. RefSeq names its product zinc finger protein 525-like. Gene Ontology annotation, biological process: regulation of transcription by RNA polymerase II. Gene Ontology annotation, molecular function: RNA polymerase II transcription regulatory region sequence-specific DNA binding; DNA-binding transcription factor activity, RNA polymerase II-specific. Gene Ontology annotation, cellular component: nucleus. The transcript is spliced from 2 exons. The record is from RefSeq and is a predicted model, not a curated record. Bases 1 to 1131 code for a protein of 376 amino acids. NCBI's taxonomy places the organism in Eukaryota, Metazoa, Chordata, Leptocardii, Amphioxiformes, Branchiostomatidae.
AUGCCAAGGAGAAGAGAGCAAAAGUGUGACCAGUGUGGCUACAUCGCAACAAGCAAAGGGAACUUGGACAGACACAUGGCUAAACACGCUGAUGAGAAACACUACAUUUGUGCAGAAUGCGGUUACCAGGCGGCUGUUAAGUCCAGGUUAUCACGUCAUGCAAAGACACAUACAGGAGAGAAGCCUUACAAGUGUGACCAGUGUGACUACUGCAGUGCUUGGAAAUGGGACUUAGAUAGACACAGGGUAAAACACUCCAAUGAGAAACCCUACAUGUGUGGGGAGUGUGGGUUCAGGACAGGUCACAGAGCUGCCUUAUCAAGUCAUAUGAAGAUGCAUACAGGAGAGAAUCUGUACAAGUGUGAUCAGUGUGACUACUGCACAGUAAGAAAAUCAGCUUUGGACGGACACAAGGUAAAACACACUGGUGAGAAACCCUACAUGUGUGGGGAGUGUGGGUUCAGGACAGGUCAAAGGUCUAGCCUUUCAUGUCAUAUGAAGCUACAUACAGGAGAGAAGCCCUACAAGUGUGACCAGUGUGACUUCUGCACAGCUUGGAAAAGGGAUUUAGAUAGACACAGGGUAAAACACUCCAAUGAGAAACCCUACAUGUGUGGGGAGUGUGGGUUCAGGACAGGUCACAGGUCUGCCCUAUCACGUCAUAUGAAGAUACAUACAGGAGAGAAGCAGUACAAGUGUGACCAGUGUGACUUCUGCACAGUAGAAAAAUUAGCUUUGAACAGACACAAGGUAACGCACACCAGUGAGAAACCCUACAUGUGUGGUGAGUGUGGGUACAGGACACAUCACAAAUCUACCCUAGCAAGCCAUAUGAAGAUACAUACUGGGGAGAAGCCGUACAAGUGUGGAGAGUGCGGGUACAGGACAGCUUUCAAAUCUGCCCUAUCCAGUCAUAUGAAGAGACAUACAGAACUGAAGCCACACAAGUGUGACCAGUGUGACUACUGCACAGCUUGGGGACCAGACUUUAUUACCCACAUGUCUAAACACUCUGGUGAGAGACCCUACAAUUACAUGUGUGGGCAGUGUGGGUUCAAGACAGAUUAUAAGUCCACCCUUCUUAGACACACGAAAAUGCAUUCAGGAGAAAAGCCACACACACAAGUGUGACCAGUGUUAGUGUCCUGUUAGUCAUCAAGGCUAUCUGGACCAACAGGCAACACGUAGCCAAGCAUACUUCAGUUGGAGAGAAGCCGUACAAGUUUGAACACUGUGGCUGGGGAACAGUUUACAAAAAUGUCUGGGUACACAAUCGGUAAAAAAAAAACAUUUGAGGUUUUAGGUGUAGCAGUUGUAUGAAAAUACUUGCAUCAAAUGUAUUAUGUACAGCAGAGAAACUAUUUAUAGGAGUAGGUGAUACAUGUGUGAAGGUUAGACAUCCAGGUAAACAAUAUUUAAAAUAGUAGUUGUUAAUUGCGGCGCGGGUUAAAUUGCCCCUUUUUGCAUAUACAAUGUACAUGUGGGGCAGUUUCCUCACUUUUCCUGUAGUAUAAUUUUGGAUUCACUGAGGAAGGAUGUUAUGUUCUUCUCAAUUCUCUAUCAUGGUUAUGCUUAUGCACAUACUGGUGUUGGUGUUGCUGGGGGUGGGGGGUUGUCACUUAUGUAACAAUAUGCACCACAAUGUCAGGUACAAGCAUAAAGCUUGUCAGUGUUAUGUAGUAAAAGAGACUUCUAUGAAGCUAAUAUAAAUGUAGUGUGGAAAGCAUCCUUCUAGCCUGGUCAUAUAUUGAUUAUACUAUAAUUAUAACUUAUAGCAGCCCGCCCAACACCCAGUCGGCUUUAGUUGGGAGCCCCAGGCAGCAGAGUUUGUGUUUAAUACACAGACAAGCAUCGUUUUGUCUGUUGAGUUGGUGGAACCAAUAAAGUUCCAAAUGUUAACAUCAAUCCUUAUAUUGUGUGAAUGGAAUUAAAAGAAAUUUGUUAGUCUAGGCUGGUCUCUCUCUUUCCUUCAAACACAAAGAAAACCAAAUUCCAAAACAUAGCGACCACCCCGUCUUCACCAAG